Messenger RNA from Coregonus sp. 'balchen', 5148 nucleotides. NCBI's taxonomy places the organism in Eukaryota, Metazoa, Chordata, Actinopteri, Salmoniformes, Salmonidae. The record is from the annotation of a GenBank genome assembly.
AUGACGAGAGCCAAGAGCCUGCAGGUAUGUGUUCAGCAGAAGCCAAGUCAGACACUAUGUAAUUCAAUUGUUGGAAGAGGAGAUACCUGAAGCGCCCUCCUAUCCCUGUCACUGAUCCCAAAUCAGACUCAUUGUUCAAUGGAAAGUUAUUAAUAACCCUUUAUUUGGACCAUCCACCAUAAAGCCGUUAGCAUGACGUCAGAAAUAUUCCUAGUCAAGAUAUGACAACUGGCUUCAAACAGUCAUGCCAAUGUCACUCAUCACUAAGGUUGUUAGCUGAUGAAGUUGCCAUGGAAGCCACAUGCAAUAUUGUACAAUAUUAUUUAAAAAAUAUAGACUUAAGCCUCCGUGGCUGCUCAUGACAACUAUUACAUCAUGCUUAUUACAGUGUAAUUGCAGUUUUAUGACAGGAGUUUCAAGUCCAUUGGUACUACAGAAGGUUGGUCAUCAACUUGACACCUUGGCAAGAUUUGUAUUAAUAUUUGUAGUAGAAAUGUCUCCCUCGCUCCCCAGUCAUCUGAAUCAGUGUUUCACCAAUAUGAACGAAGGGUUGAAUGUGUGCAUGAGGAAUGUAUAGCUUUGCAUCAUCUCUUGUUGCUGAGAAUUCCAUUAGCUGGCUGCAAUAAUCUUCAGAGGGACUUUAAGAGGCUAAUUGAUAGGAGUGCAUGUUGAUAGGAGUAACAGAUAUUUUAAUUUCCACUCGCUCUUGGCGUCUGAGCAGUGGGAGUGCUUAUUGCAUACUCAAUGAAGGGACAGCGAUCUUUUGAGAGGGAAGUAACUAGCACACGAGGGGGGGGCGUAUAUUUAUCAAGGGUCUCCGAGUAAGAGUGCUGAUUUUAAGAUCAGUUUUGCCUUUCAGAUCUCAAUAAAUAAGAUGACCGGGACUGGGGGGACCUGAUCCUAGAUCAACAGUCGACACUAAACGACCUUUGUGUUUAUAGGCAGUAGCAUACAGUGGGGAAAAAAAGUAUUUAGUCAGCCACCAAUUGUGCAAGUUCUCCCACUUAAAAAGAUGAGAGAGGCCUGUAAUUUUCAUCAUAGGUACACGUCAACUAUGACAGACGAAUUGAGGAAAAAAAUCCAGAAAAUCACAUUGUAGGAUUUUUUAUGAAUUUAUUUGCAAAUUAUGGUGGAAAAUAAGUAUUUGGUCACCUACAAAACAAGCAAGAUUUCUGGCUCUCACAGACCUGUAACUUCUUCUUUAAGAGGCUCCUCUGUCCUCCAUUCAUUACCUGUAUUAAUGGCACCUGUUUGAACUUGUUAUCAGUAUAAAAGACACCUGUCCACAACCUCAAACAGUCACACUCCAAACUCCACUAUGGCCAAGACCAAAGAGCUGUCAAAGGACACCAGAAACAAAAUUGUAGACCUGCACCAGGCUGGGAAGACUGAAUCUGCAAUAGGUAAGCAGCUUGGUUUGAAGAAAUCAACUGUGGGAGCAAUUAUUAGGAAAUGGAAGAAAUACAAGACCACUGAUAAUCUCCCUCGAUCUGGGGCUCCACGCAAGAUCUCACCCCGUGGGGUCAAAAUGAUCACAAGAACGGUGAGCAAAUAUCCCAGAUCCACACGGGGGGACCUAGUGAAUGACCUGCAGAGAGCUGGGACCAAAGUAACAAAGCCUACCAUCAGUAACACACUACGCCGCCAGGGACUCAAAUCCUGCAGUGCCAGACGUGUCCCCCUGCUUAAGCCAGUACAUGUCCAGGCCCGUCUGAAGUUUGCUAGAGUGCAUUUGGAUGAUCCAGAAGAGGAUUGGGAGAAUGUCAUAUGGUCAGAUGAAACCAAAAUAUAACUUUUUGGUAAAAACUCAACUCGUCGUGUUUGGAGGACAAAGAAUGCUGAGUUGCAUCCAAAGAACACCAUACCUACUGUGAAGCAUGGGGGUGGAAACAUCAUGCUUUGGGGCUGUUUUUCUGCAAAGGGACCAGGACAACUGAUCCGUGUAAAGGAAAGAAUGAAUGGGGCCAUGUAUCGUGAGAUUUUGAGUGAAAACCUCCUUCCAUUAGCAAGGGCAUUGAAGAUGAAACGUGGCUGGGUCUUUCAGCAUGACAAUGAUCCCAAACACACCGCCCGGGCAACGAAGGAGUGGCUUCGUAAGAAGCAUUUCAAGGUCCUGGAGUGGCCUAGCCAGUCUCCAGAUCUCAACCCCAUAGAAAAUCUUUGGAGGGAGUUGAAAGUCCGUGUUGCCCAGCGACAGCCCCAAAACAUCACUGCUCUAGAGGAGAUCUGCAUGGAGGAAUGGGCCAAAAUACCAGCAACAGUGUGUGAAAACCUUGUGAAGACUUACAGAAAACGUUUGACCUGUGUCAUUGCCAACAAAGGGUAUAUAACAAAGUAUUGAGAAACUUUUGUUAUUGACCAAAUACUUAUUUUCCACCAUAAUUUGCAAAUACAUUCAUUAAAAAUCCUACAAUGUGAUUUUCUGGAUUUUUUUUUCUCAUUUUGUCAGUCAUAGUUGAUGAUGAAAUUUACAGGCCUCUCAUCUUUUUAAGUGGGAGAACUUGCACAAUUGGUGGCUGACUAAAUACUUUUUUUCCCCACUGUACAUCCUCCUUGGUAUAUCAAUGUUGAUUACCAGAGUGCAAUGCAUCAGUAUCCACUGGGGAUAUAUCACCACCAGCUUUUCCAAAGUCUAAAUUAAUUCCUCUCUUUUUUAUCUUUCAGAGGCUAAAAUGGGAGGCAAGCUCAGCAAAAAGAAGAAGGGAUACAAUGUAAACGAUGAGAAGGCCAAAGACAAGGAUGCCAAACCAGAGGGCGCGUCAGCCGAGGAGAGCGAAGCCCAGAGCGACAAAAAGGAUGAGGCCCCUGCUCCCGCCGAGACCACCGAGGUAGCCAACGACGCAAAGGACGCGCCCGCAGCCGAUGCCACGACGACCAAGGAGGAAGAAAAGGGUGCCUCCCCUCCCGCCAAGGAGCCGGAAAAACCUGCAGCGGAGCCCAAAGCGGAGGUGUCUAAGGCUGCGGAAGUCGCCGACCCUGCCCCCAAAGCCAAGGAGAAACCAGCCGACCCUGCGAAAGAGCCAGCCCCCGCCGCUAAGGAAGCCGCCCAAGCUCCAGAGGUCAAGGCCCAGGCACCUGCACCACCCGCAGCCCAGGCUGAAAACAAAGACGAGGCCGACGCUAAAAAGACUGAGGACCCCGCAGCACCAGCAGCUAAAGCCGAGGUGGCCCCUGUUGCCGCUGUCCCCCAAGCCAAGCCCACAGAAGCAGCAGUGGCAGCCCCGGCCAAGGAGGCCCCAGCCCCUAGUUCAUCAGCAGCACCGCCGGCUUCCGCUGAGCCCGCCACACUGGUCAAGGAGGCCAAUGCAACAGAGGCACCAGUUCCAAGCAAGGAUCAAACCGUAGCAGUUCAAGAUUAAUGGACGCUUCUUUUAAGAAAAUAAAUUACGUUAAACAACAAAAAUGAAGUAAAAGAGAGAAAAAAUGAAAUUAAAUAGCCCACCCAUAUUAAUAUUAUAAUAAUUAUAAUAAUAAUAAUGAUUUGUUGGAGGAGGAGGAUUGUGACAACAACCUUGAGAAGGAUGAUGCUGCUGCUGCCGAUUAUUAUUGUUAUGGUUAUUCUAUUUUUUCUGCUGUAGUAUUUGAACUUUGAUACAAGUCUGUGUCAACCAUAUGCCCCUCCAUUUCACACCAUCCUUCCUCCAUCCAUUUCUGGGAUUCAACAUUCUCCGCCUUCAUCUCGCUCACAGUCCUCUGAGACCUCUGUGGUCUGGGACCAUACACGUACAUUCCCCUGGACAGUGUGCUGCGGAUGUCUUAAAACGAAGUGGAAAAAAAGGGGUUUACCAGCUGGACAUGCACUCUGUCUGUCCCAUCCUCGACUCACCCCCUCCCCCAUUCCCCAAACUCGCUCCUCUCCAGAGUGCCGUGUUCUCUGCUACCGUACCUGUCACCUCUGUUUUGGCGCCAAGUGAGUUCCCUUUGCUGUCCUCAUAGUCUGCAGCUUAUUUGGUAUUUUUGGGUUGUUCGCGCUAUAUGUGGUCACUCAGUUUCUUGCCGCCUGUUUCCCGACAGGUUCAUGCCACCUCGCUCAGACUCUGAGUUGAGAGGAGGUACUUUGAAAUUCUGAGACUUUCCCAGAGGUACAAUAUCUGUCUACGCAUUCUUAGGCAUAUGAAGAUGUCCUAAGAAGUUUUUUUUACAACACUCUUAUACCUUCUUAGUUUUUCUAAGAAAAACAGUAGUUGUAGAUGAUCUGGAUGGUUUUUGAAGCAUUUCUUAAAUGUUCCUAGAAAUCCUGAAAAGCUUUGUAGAUUGUUGUCAGACGUUCCAGCUCUGAAUUCGUAGACAUCGGGAAUUCUCAGUUCUUCUGGGCCAUUCUGACUGCAGCAUAGUCUGUUUCUCUUCCUUACAGUGGGGGGGUGGUUGUUAUCUUAUUUCAGUUGAAAAGGAAGACAUAUCUACUGUGUUUUAAUCAAUUUAGCUCAAUGGCUCUCAGCCUAUAGCACAAAGGUGCAAUACAUUUACACUCAAAAAAGGGAUAGUGCCCAGCUGACAACAGUAGUAGUGUUGUCUGGGGAUGGGGGUUCUAAAUGAAUGGUACUGCAUGAGGCAUCUGCAGCCUACUCAAGCUGCCAUGGUCCUUGUAACCAUGGCUACCAUGUGACAUGUUCGAGUAGUAAGAUGGAAGAAACUCGCACAAGGAAGGGAGCCUCUAAUCUUGUCAUCUCCACCUACCAUGCAUUUUCCUCUACUUUCUGCUCAUAUAUGUUACAUAUAUGAAAAUAUAUGUAGGUAUAUAUGUAGAUUUAUUCACCCCAUUCAUUCAUUGUCAUUCGUUCAUUGAGUACCUUUCGGUCAGUUUCUCCCAGUUGACACACAACAUUUAUUUUUGCCCAACAAUGUAGAAACGUUGCGAGGAAUGUUGUGUGUCACUUGGGGGAUUGUCUCUUCCUCUCUUGACAAAGUAAUUGCAUGUCCGUGGUUGGGUAAACCUGUGUAGUCCUGUCUUUCGGUGAAGUGGAAAAUAGCUUUUUUCAAGUCUGCAUUCAUGGCAAUUACAGUUGAUAUUUCAUUCCAUGUCUUACCGCUAUCUCCACACCACCUCUCAUUCAAACAAAAUAAAAUAAAAAUGUAAGCAUUCAAAUUAUAUGUACUUGUAUAAAUGGUGCAACAGUAAUAAAAUUUAAGAAAUUGAUUGAAACUUCA